This is a messenger RNA of Benincasa hispida (wax gourd), 824 nucleotides long. Its product is annotated as coiled-coil protein. Gene Ontology annotation, cellular component: nucleolus. The record is from RefSeq and is a predicted model, not a curated record. NCBI's taxonomy places the organism in Eukaryota, Viridiplantae, Streptophyta, Magnoliopsida, Cucurbitales, Cucurbitaceae.
ACAAAAAUUCUUUUAAGCUCUGAAACCCUAAUUUCACCACCAGAAACCCUAAUCUUCAAAUCUCUUCCAUGGCGUGCACCAUCGACUUUCGCCGCCUGGACGAGGGUUUUGGUGGAAAGACCUACAAGCGAAAGCGUGAAGAAGCCGAAAAAAGCCUCAACAUCACUGAAUCUGAAAAUGCCGACACCUCCAUGGAGAUCGACGACUCACUUCCUCCGCCUUCCAAACGAUCUGCAAUUCCUUCGUCGGAAAAUCCUGACAAACCGACCUUCGAAAACCCUACAUACGACGGCGUGAUUGCCGGAAAAGUCUCCGGACGUAAGUGGAAACAGCCGCGGAAGCACAGGACGUCCGCUAUGCAGGUGAGCCGAAAAGGCACCACGUUCGAGGAGAGGGAGAGGCAGAAGAAGAUUAAGGCGGCGUUUAGAGAACGGAAGGAGGAAUUGAAGGAGCAGAUUAGGUUAAACAAGGUGGAGAAGAGGAAGAAGAGAGAAGAGAGAGAGAAGAAGAAGAAGGAGAACAUUUUGAGAUCUGGAACUAAGCUACAGAAGAUUACAAAUCCCAAGACGCUGAAGAAGAUUGCUAAGUCUAAGCAGAAGAAGCUCCUUAAGGUUGUUCCUGAGGAUUAUAUCAAAAAAUAGGUCCGUUGCUUCUGUUCUAAGGUCAUCUUGAGUGUUCCUCCGCCAUCUUUUUAGUAAUAUAGAUAGAUUUAUCUAUUUUUCCCCUUAAAAUCUUGGAAUUUUGGCUGAAUUUUCUGUAUGAUUUGUUCGAAAUGCAUAAAAGUUAAGGAAAUCUAAGCAUAUAAUUGCGUCUCUUAAUGUUUA